AUGGGAAAUGAUUUCGACUAUCAUGGACAGAUGAUGAUAAAAGGCGAAAGUGCAAGAGAGUUUGAAUCUGGGGUAGUUGCAGCGAGAAAGGGUCGCUUCGCCGCUUUAAGCGAUGAACCAGACCGUAAAAGAAAGGACAAUUGGAAAGGUGAUAGUGGGUCACCUUGCCUGAGCCCUCUUUGGGAGCUGAAAAACCCUGCUGGAGACCCAUUGAUUAGUACAGAAAAGUUUACUGUUGAGAUGCAAAACAAGAUCCAAUUCAUCCACUUUUGUCCAAAUUCCAUCCUUUCUAAGAUCUUCAUCAGUCUGACAUACAAUUUAGCGCUUCCUUCUCUCUUUCUGCAAUUAAUUUCUUUUGGUGUUUUCCCCCUUUUAGAUGCUCCAAGUGGUCCUGAAUAUCCUGGCUAUUAUGGCCGUGCUGAUGAAAGGGGAAUGCCUCGAGUCAUCAGAGACGCAGAUCCUAUCGAAGCAUCCUAUGAGCGCUAUCUCCGUAGUGGGCAAAUUUCCUCCCAUGUUGCUGGUGAGUCUGCAAGAUCCAUGAAUAGUGGAAUUAAUGGCCAUUCUAUUGAAGAUCCACGUGUUAUGGGCAUUGGGGGAUCUGACCUGCUAGCUUUUAAAAGCAGGAAUGUUGGAAUGGUAGGUGGCAGACCAGAAGUUACCCUUCCUCCGGAUGCUAGCAGUACGUUGUUUGUAGAGGGUUUGCCUGCGGAUUGUACAAGAAGAGAGGUGUCACAUAUAUUCCGCCCUUUUGUAGGUUACAAAGAAGUUAGGCUGGUAACAAAAGGAUCAAGACAUGCUGGAGGCGAUCCUUUGAUUCUUUGCUUUGUUGAUUUCGCGAGUCCGCCUCAUGCAGCUACUGCAAUGGAUGCCUUACAAGGUUAUAAAUUCGACGAGCAUGAGCGUGAUCCAGUCAACUUAAGGCUGCAAUUUUCUCGCAACCCUGGUGCGAGGUCAGGUGGAGGGAAUCACCGAAAACGUUGAAACUAUGCAUAUUUACAGGACUUGCCAAAAGCUUGGAGAUUUAUAAUACUUAGAGAUGUUAUGCCGGCUUUGGAGUUUCGUGUGCGACGUGUUUCUCUAAUCGGGUGCUUUCGUUAGGAUCAGCUUGAAAUUGCUGUGUUUUACUUUAUUGGGGGGAGUAAGUGAUAGUUGCUAACAAAGUGUUUAGCUUUCGUUUCAACCUCAAUUAUCUGCCUCAACUUUACUGGACCCCAUGCGUUGUUAAAUUUCAAAUCUGGAUGGACGUGAGAUGAUAUCACUUGAAUCUUGCGUAUAGCAUGUUAGAAUGACCGUUUAAUAUUAAGUGGACUUGCUGCUUAGCAGUUUGAAGAGUUGCUUGUUUGAUCAUGCCAUGAA
Solanum dulcamara is the source of this 1356-nucleotide messenger RNA. Its product is annotated as RNA-binding protein 2-like. The transcript has 9 exons. Gene Ontology annotation, molecular function: mRNA binding. NCBI's taxonomy places the organism in Eukaryota, Viridiplantae, Streptophyta, Magnoliopsida, Solanales, Solanaceae. Bases 1 to 981 code for a protein of 326 amino acids. The record is from RefSeq and is a predicted model, not a curated record.